This is a messenger RNA of Trichoplax adhaerens, 621 nucleotides long. RefSeq lists its product as uncharacterized. NCBI's taxonomy places the organism in Eukaryota, Metazoa, Placozoa, Uniplacotomia, Trichoplacea, Trichoplacidae. Gene Ontology annotation, biological process: endoplasmic reticulum to Golgi vesicle-mediated transport; vesicle fusion with Golgi apparatus. Gene Ontology annotation, cellular component: trans-Golgi network; membrane. The annotation marks the transcript as partial. The record is from RefSeq and is a predicted model, not a curated record. The transcript has 5 exons.
UCACCUCAAGAACAACAACAACAAUAUCCAAAUUAUGCAGGACAAAUGACAGUUCCUUCUGGAAAUAUCGACAAUAAUGCCGCUCAAGUGAAGCAUACCAGCUUUGAUGAUGAACCACCGUUGUUAGAAGAACUUGGAAUCAACUUCCAGCAUAUUGUACAAAAGACUGGUCAUGUCUUAAAUCCAUUUCGUCAUAUUGAGCCUAGUAUUAUGGACGAUACCGAUAUGGCUGGACCUUUAGUCUUUUGCCUGCUCUUAGGCGCUACUCUGCUUCUAACUGGUAAAGUUCAUUUCGGCUACAUCUAUGGUGUUGGCUUAAUGGGUUGUAUUGGAUUGUACAGCGUCCUUAAUUUAAUGAGUACCAAUGGAGUUGCCUUGGCUUGCAUUGUUAGUGUUUUAGGUUAUUGCUUGUUACCAAUGGUUUUUCUUUCCAGCAUAUCAUUUAUAAUGUCCUUAAAGGGCACUUGGGGCAUGAUUCUAGGUAGUUUUACCGUUUUAUGGUGUAGUCUUUCGGCAGCGAAUCUCUUUGUGGUUGCGCUAUCCAUGGAUCAACAGAGAAUAUUAGUGCUGUAUCCAUGUGCCCUGCUGUAUGGUAUAUUCGCUCUGCUGACGGUAUUUUAA